CAGACGCAACUGAGGUGGAGGAAGUUCACCUGUGCGCUGGCGCUUUUGGAAAACAUCCACCUGCCUCCCCACUCUGCCAGCUUGAACCACUUUGUCAUUCUCUUCUAUCUUUUCCUGAUCAUCACUUCUUUUUUUACCAAACAGUUUUUUCUUAAACCGGACAUGGAGUAUUAGAUCCGCGUCUUUUUGGAGAACAGAGGUCGCCUGUGUUUGUUUCCUCCUCCAGGAGCUGGAGAGAUGCCCCGCGGGGCAGGAUGUGCUCCAGCCGUAAGAUCUUAUGGAGCUUACUCGUGCUCUCCUUGGUGGAAGUGGGUUUGGGAGUAGCGAGUAUCGUCCUGGGCGCCGUGGGCAUCAGCUGGGUUCGAGGGGAGCACAAGCCGCGGCAGGGCGACGCGUCUCCGGUCUGGAGUGGACUCUGUUUUCUGGUCUGUGGGAUAUGUGGAGUGCUCUGUGCCCGGAGGAGAACAGGUCUUAUUAUGAUCCUCUUUUCUGCGUGCUGCAUCUGUGGGCUGAUUGGAGGGAUUCUCAACUUCCAGUUUGUCCGGGCUUUGAGCAAACAGCCCAGCAAAAUGCAUCUGGCUGCCAUGACUUUGGCCUGUCUGGGUAUCUCCUCCUGUACCUUAUCAACAUGGUUGACCUGUCGGCUGGCCAGCUCUGAGCAACAGAGGAUGUUCAUGGAGAGGGAGCACUCGCUGCACCACUCGCAUGAGAUGACAGAGAAGGAGGUUCUCGACAGCUCGAGUAACGGCGUUCCUCAGAUCUCCUAUAAUGGACACAUUGCCGCUUCACCGUGACGAUUUGUCACAAGAGGCCACUUGCUCCCACUGAAACAGACAUUUACUGAAAUACCUGCUGUCAGAUGGUAGAGCCAGCUGUACAGUCCUGUACCCUGACUGUACACGAACCAGGUUUUUCUUCUCUUGGAACUUCCUUUUUGCUUCCAAAAGGAAGUCAGACAGCAUGACCAAGGCUUUCGUGCUUCUAAAUUAUUAUGCAAACGUGGGUUCACGUGGACCCUCUGUUCAACUCAAACCAAAGCCAGGCUGACGAGAAGAUAAACAUCUGCAUCUGAGUCUGACCCCAACGACGAAGACGUCUUUGUGAAAGCACUGAGCACAAUGUAAGCAUGCAGCUCAUCCAUAUGUUUGAAAGAGUUUCUAUGUUUCUACCUGACAUUCUUUCACUUCUACUAAAGAGUAAUGAAAUGCAGCUUGCAAUAACCAACAGUAAACUGUACGUAUGAUCUGGAAAUGGAACGCAUAGAUGUGAAAAUAGAGUAAAGCUCUAUGAAAUGCUCUGUAUAUCUUCAGGUAACUAUAAAUCAAACAUAUUUUUUUAAUGCUUCUUAAAAAAUUUAUUCAAAUAAAGUAUGAAUAACCUGAACUGGA
Molecule: messenger RNA, 1388 nt
Organism: Oryzias latipes (Japanese medaka)
Lineage: Eukaryota; Metazoa; Chordata; Actinopteri; Beloniformes; Adrianichthyidae
Gene: tmem196
Product: transmembrane protein 196
Source: RefSeq, a predicted model, not a curated record